Molecule: messenger RNA, 5506 nt
Organism: Dermacentor silvarum
Lineage: Eukaryota; Metazoa; Arthropoda; Arachnida; Ixodida; Ixodidae
Exons: 4
Coding region: 651-2114 (487 amino acids)
Source: RefSeq, a predicted model, not a curated record
CGAGCGAGCACUCGGCGGGAAGCUCCGAGCGUAUAGUACGUACGUACAACGACCACUCUCUCUCUCUCUCAGCGGACUGCGCUCUUGCAAACUCACGCGCGUACGACGUUGCUCUCAGAGCAACGAGUCCCGACGCGCGGCAGCUGAACAAGCCUUCGAAGCCGACGACGACGACGCAACGUCGACGCAACAACGACGACGGCGCAAGUGUCGUCCUCCUCCUCCUCCUCCUUGCUUCUCCUCUCUCCGCUGAGCCGCCCACGGUUCUGGCGGGACGCCAUCCGAACAGAAGAGCGUAGAUGGGAGCCCUGCCUCUCACGGCAAUAUUUACGCGCGGCAACCAGCUGAGCGGCAGCGGCGCGGGGAUUUAAAAUAACCGCCCGUCCCCUUUCGCUGCGCUUGCCACCGACGAAGACGACGCGUCAAGAAGGGGGGGAGUCGACGCUUUUCUCGAAUCGGGACGACGAACGUAUAGAGACAGACAGCUGGUCUAGCGAGAGCGCCUGGCACUUCAUCCGGCGUCCUUGGCCCACACCAGCCGACCGACUAGAGUGGGGGUCUCGUGGCGUCUCCGCGGAAGAGGCCUGGGGCCCGGCGGACAAGGGUCGUGUUCUUCGGCUGCUGCUUCGCGAAGGACCAAGGAAGAAGACAUGGCGCCAACUAGUGCGGCGGUGUCAGUGGUUACGGCCACUGCUUCCAGUCUUCGCGGAAUAAUGUGCCGUCGUCUCGCGGCACUCCUGUUCACUCUGUCCCUGCUCGCGGUGUUGGACUGUGCGCCCUCGGACGCGGCGGCUACCGCCGCCUCUCCCCAGCACGAGGAUGCUCACCAGACGCAGGCAUCAAAGUUCACGCGCUGGUCCCGCGCUACCAACACGCGUGAGCGGCUGAAUGCAGCGCUUAGCGGCGACCAGCCGGUGUUCCUGGAGGCCGACGUGGUGCUCGUCGGUGGCCUCCCCGUGCUCGAGCCGCCGCUGGGACGCCUGUGGGACGUGACGCUCAACGAGCUCCUCUACCAGGUCACCGAUAAGCCAAAGCGGGUGACGCUCAAGCUCAACAUGAGGAGUACCGAGGUGCUGCCCCAGGCAUUCGGAGUGCUCAUGGUGGCCUUGACCGAGAACCUGCUCGACCUGUGGAUUCACGCAGACGUUCUCGCCGGUUCGGCGGGCAAGCCGCCUGUGGAAGCGAACUCGUUCAUGCGCCAGAGCUCGCCGUUCCAUCCUUUCGCCAUCAUCUCCCUGGGUUGGAACACCAAACCCAAAGGCGCAUAUUCUUGGGGCCAGGUGGAAUCCAUGGUGCGGCUUGUGAGCUGCGGCUACCCCUUCCUCUCGCGCGUGGCCUUCAAGGUCCGGGCGUCCAUGGUGGAAGCGUCCUUGGCGCAGCUCUCGUGGCUGCUUGACGUGAUGCCCAACGCCACGCUCGUCGUCUGGUCUGCGGACGGAGAGGCACCAAACGCCAGCGCUCUGCACAUUCUCCGUAAGGCCCGGCCAUCGGCACGCAUCGUCUACGACCUGCCUCAAGAGCACCAGCUCGAGAACCUUCUGGAAGAGGCCGUAGCUCAAGAGGGCGGUGAAGGCGCCAAGCAAGAGAGCACCGACGUUGGCUGGAGCGCGGAGAAGAACAAUACCGGAAGCUGCCGAAAGGCGUCCCUACUCGGACGCAACGCUGUCGUGCUUGGCGAUAACGGCGUCUCGAUGAUGCUUCCUGAUUCGUGGUCUAACUUCGAGGCCAAGUUGGAUCUGACCAAACCUCGCUCCUUGGCUGUGAGCCUAGGCGACGAAAAGCUCUCCCUCGAGGGCGCAUGCUUCCAGCUGGUCCUGAACAGGAGCGGCCAGGAGGUGACAAGCCGCGCCUGGCCGACGACGUGCAAGAAUCACGGAUCGUCGUCUUCUUCGUCGAAGAAGCCGACUGCUCCCGCCAUGGUCAAACAGUGGACAUACGGUGAGCCGGCGCCGCUCAAGCUGCAGCCGUCUCCAGGGGCAGUCGUGUAUGCUGUCAAGCUGCAAGACCCAACGGCGGACCCAACGGCGGACCCUGCGGCUGCGGCAUCCACACUGGUCCCCACGUUGCUCCUUCUGUUCUUCGGAAUCCUGGUCGUGAAAGUGCCUGAGCUUUGAGCGGUGCUUUAUUGAACUGACGAAUGCGGCGGAAUGCCAGCCAGACUGUUGGCGGGGGACGUGCACACAGCGAAGCAAACAGCGUAGGACAACGCUAGUAAAGCCCCUCCACAGAGGUUGAAGUGGCCGUAACACUUUGAUGGAAGGGCUUUAAACGCUAGAAGCGUCAGAAGGGUUUUACGUACUCGUUAACUCGGGGAUUUAGGAGUGUAGCGACGGGGGGAAGGUGCAAACUGAGAGAAGCAUCUACCUAGGUUUCCUUUGACAGAAACGAUACACAUGUACUCCAUUGCACUACAUCCCACCUGUAGUGGCAGUUCGAAGUCUAAAGGAUGAUAGUCUGCUCGUAUACCUAUACCCUUCCCACGACUUCCGAAGUCACUGGGCAACAUUCCUACCACCGAAACCCACCAGCUUAUUUGGAGUCUCGAUAUUACGAUCGCAAAGGGUCAGCGAACCUAUCCAGGAAAGUAAAAUUCGGGCUACAGGCGUAAAAGCCCAACAGCGCUUUCAACAGCUCGCAGAUGACUAGAGUGGCGUGUAUGGAAUUACAAAAAUCAAGAGAAACAGACUUUAAUGAGUGGUCGUAGAGUCAGUGUGGUGUCUCUGAUCCACUAAUAAUUGUAUUUUUUCACCUGCUGUUGUCAGAGGACCAUAACGCAAAGGAAAGUCAAUGACCAUAUAAGUUAAUUCUAGCAAUUACCAGAACACCAUUGUGUUACCGUUUUCAUCGCGCUUCCGUUCCGGCACAUUUCUCAUAUCUCAGUUCACUCAGACAUACGUUUACAUAGUAUGUAUACUGCAUCUGGCGUGACCACAAGUAUUCCAGUUUCAAGCGAAUAGUGCAUUCCUCCUUCUAAAAUAGCAGGAUUGUAUUUCUUUAAGCACUAAAUGAUUGUACAAUCUUCCAUAACAAGAUUUUUACAUCAAGGAUAGCCAAUCUGAAAUCACCGACUCUUCCAACACAUUAUGACGUCACAGUUUGCUUGUUUCGCCUCUUUCGCGCACAGAUGAUUUCUCGUAAGAAGCUACACUUACAAAACCGGUCUAGGAAAUCUGUUGUGUGUUAAAGCCAAGCAAAAAUACGCCGGAAGACAGAGAGGCACGAUACGUCUAUAUUGAUUCAUGGGCAACUGUGAUGUGACAUACGAUGUUUUUAUUCAUUUAUGCAUCUAAUAACGCGUCCAUGGGCUCCACUCAUUCGGCCAUUUUUGUGAACUUAGAGCCCAGCUUUCAUAAUAGGAUGUACCCGUUUAUUAUAUUUUAUUCUAUAGCGCUUAGAAAGUCCCAAAAAAGUGUGAGGUAUGAUUCUUGUACGCAGCUACAAAAAGUAAAACAGAUUUUUUUUUUUGUUAUUUCUAUAUUGUAGAAACAAGAUUCAGCAAUACAAAAAAAAAAAAAAAAAGAAGAAAGCAUUACCCACUACUGUCCAGGUAUGUCAUACAAUACGCCGGAGUUCGAUGUGUUAUCACGUGAAAAGUGUUCUCCCCUGGCCCCGAAAGCCGUUGUUCGGUCUUUUCUCCUGUGCGCCUGGCUUGCGGCGUGCAAACUUGUCGUGCGCUGUUUGCUUCACUGUUCAAUGGUGUUAUUUUGGGGCUGUACAUAACACAUGUGACACUCGCAAGCUCUGUUGGCUUUUUUUUUUUUUUUUUCGCUGUAGAAGUCGCUUUGCUCCGUUGAUUGCGUUAGCGAAAGUAGUUUUGAAAGCACUCCGGUCUUUUAUAUAGACAGAAAGACAUUUUUUUUUGCCACAUUUUUAUAAAACAAGACAUGAUAUCGACACAUGGCCACAACUGAAAGCCGUCUCGGGCAAUCAACCAGUGUACGCAAAUACAAUUAUGUUCCUUGCAAUGAGACGUCAUUUAUAAAGAAAAAAAAAGGAAAUAUCAUUAGGUCGAGGCAGUAUGCGGUCACUGUUUGUAUAGUAUACACUUCGUUACUGGUUUUCGUUACGUUUUCUUCUUCCUUUCUCUUUUGUUCGUGCCACAAGCUUUACUUUAUAUAAAACAGCAUCACGAUUUUACAUCAUUUCACGCGUACGCACUCUGCAUCCAUGACAUUUCAUUCGGCCGCCGUAAGUCACGUUGAAGUAUUACUAUUGUACUACUCUCGGCCAAAGCCUGCAGUCGCACCAAAAUGAGGCCAUUCGUCCUUCCAUCGAGCAAUUACGCAAGGAGCUAUUUGUUUAUGGCAGGAACAACGCGUCUCGAGCGUACAGACUACACUGGUUUCUCAGGGCAAAACCCAUUCCUCUUUAAAUCGCAGCUGGAUGCUUUGACCAAGACAAGCAAUGCACGUCGUGGCUUAUUUUAGCUCUGCCUUCAGUGAACUCAGCUUUAGGUUUGCUUAGGCCAGCUUAAGGGAAUCAGCAGACGAUUCUACACGAAUUUUAACAAUCUCGCAGAGAACGCAAAGACAACUUAGUCGCGUAAAUAAUUUUGAGUUUUUUUUUUCUGGCAAGAGAACAGAUCGCGACCGAAUUUAUUAAUUUUCUUUUGUAGUUGCCAGCCCUAUAAAAAACUUGCUGUGGCAACAAGCAACUAAACGUAAUGCAACUGGCACACAGAGAUUAACUUUAUAGUGCUUGUGCGUGAUUGAAAUAUGCAAGUAUUGUGAUAAUUAGCUUACCCAGAACACACACUGCAGUCGUUAUUUUUCGUCGAUGUUUGUGGUAGUCUCACCGCGCAGGGUCGAUGAAGUAUAGGCUCAACAAGAAGACUUAACUUAUGCAUACUUAUGAUGCAUGCUUUCGCUGUCUAGACUUUAGAGAAAGAUAACUGUUGCUAGCAUUGUUUUCUUUUUAAAUCCCGGACUGCUGGACAUAGGCUCCAUUAAAUCUGCUUCAUUCUUUUCUCGUGUAUGUUGCGCAGAUGACGUCUUUUGGGGAUACGUUCGCGGUUUUGAUCACGACGUGAUGUAGAACGAUUGAAAAAAAAAAAAACUUCCUGGUUAGCACUUGCCGAACGUGUGCAAUACCUUCUUGUCCUUUGUCGUCGGACUACGAGAUUAUCACCGAUCAAUGACCUCAUCAUUGUCAGGUAUGCCACAGGCAAACGUGUUUCAUGCAGGAACACGACCUUGAAUUUAAAUUGAUGGCAGCUUGAGUCUAUUUAGCACGAUGUGAACAAGUGGUCUUAGUCAACAGUGAAACAUUUCUUCGGGUGCCUUCUCCGUACUUUUGUUGUUCGGCUGCGUUUGUGAUUGGGUACCUAAUUCCUUCAUUGAGCACAGCGGUAUUCGGUUGUACCAUUGAAAAGCCAUUAAAGAAAACGAUGACUCGUAUUCGACUUAGGGCGAAUGCUCACAACAAUAAUUUUUCUGUUCUCACUCUCUCUUAUGUACAUAUGUGUUCGCAUUUAACGAAAUAAAAGUGUGUUUUUCGUUGUAACAAA